AUGGCAAACGCGGGGAUACAGCUCCUUGGAUUCGUCUUGUCUUUUCUUGGCUUCAUCGGGUUGAUAGCAUCCACGAUCAUGGCCGAGUGGAAACUGUCAUCCUAUGCUGGGGACAACAUCAUAACGGCGCAAGCCAUGUACGAAGGGCUUUGGAAGUCCUGUGUAUCGCAGAGCACUGGUCAAAUCCAGUGUAAAGUGUACGAUUCACUGCUCCAACUAACGGGUAAUUUCUUACUUUAAUUAAUUUUUAUGGAUAUGCUUUACAGUAACUAUACAAACAAUUAUAAACGACUUGUUUCAUGAUUCAAAACUUAGUACCAGAAGGCUUAUAAAUUAAUCCACAUCUGUAAAGUGUUAAUAAAAUAAAUGAAUCUAAUCCAUUUACCUUUGAAAACAUGCAUGAGCCUACAAUAGACUAAGUGAGGUUUAAGAACGUAUCGCCCCCGUUCUACAGAAGAUAUCAUGCAUGUACAGACAAGUCUUGAGAAUGCCAAGGCUAACCAUCAUGCCUGCUACUCAUGGUAACAGAGGAAAACACACGAGCUCCAUCUACACUAGGUGUAAAACCCAACCCCAUUGUGCGCCAGUGUCUGAUACAAUGGAACUCUGAAGUCAAUAUCAAGUCAAAAUCCAAUUUCUUAGCAAAUGUUUGAAAAAUGUUAUAUUGAAGCAAUAAUGUCCGAGGGUGUGUGGUACACUAUAUGGCCAAUAUACCACGGCUAAGGGCUGUUCUUAUGCACGAGGCAUCGUGGAGUGCCUGGAUACAGUCCUUAGCUGUGGUAUAUUGGAAAUAUACCACAAACCACAGAGGUGCCUUAUUGCUAUUAUAAACUGGUUACCAACUUAAUUAGAGCAGUAAAAAUAAAUGUUUUGUCAUACCCCUGGUAUAUGGUCUGAUAUACCACAGCUGUCAGCCAAUCAGCAUUCAGGGCUCGAACCACCCAGUUUAUAAUUUACAUUCAGCAUUUUCCUCAUCAAUUGAACCUGCAUUUUUCACAUUCAAGGUGAUGAGACGGUUUAAUACAUCUGCAUUCCUACCCAAUUAUCCCCUUUAUAUUAUAAAUGUAUUAGCUCUGAAUACAUUGAGAAUAUUACAUUCUUUAGGCAAUCUGACGUUAUUUAGGAGCUAGGCUAUAUGCAGGCCCUAUGACAUAUGUAAUAACAUAGUGAUGACAUAAUCAUUAAAGAUCAAAUAUGAAAUUCUGUUAUUGAUUGAUUGUGUCUUCUGUCCCUCCUCUUGACCCCAGGGCUGGUGCAGGGCACGCGAGGUCUCAUGGUGGGUGCCAUCCUGCUGGCUGGCAUUGCCAUCCUGAUGGCCAUGGUGGGCAUGAAGUGUACCACCUGUCUGGCUGAGAACCAGGAGCAGAAGGGCAAAGUUGCCCUGACCGGAGGAAUCCUCAUCAUUAUCGCAGGUGGGGUUUAUAGUCCACACAGUACCAUGCAAUAGAUCUUUAUUAAACUAUUUGCAUGAAAAUUGUUCUUCUUUUUUUGUUUGUUGCUGAAACACUUCCCAACUUGACACACCAAAGAGUGUGUUAUACAAAGCUGUUGACUAAAGCAAAACCACACUGGAAGUCAGGCUAACUAGUAGUUAGUACCUCACCCAAGUGUAAAAAAUAGUAGGGGGUAUUUACUUUUGUUUCCCCUGCCUACCCUAUAAUUUCAUACUGCAAAUAAUUUUUCAACCAGAUUCUUUCUACAUCAAUAUCUAUUGAUGAUUUUUCCUAUGAUGUUGUUGUCCUCCUGUCGCUUAGGUCUGUGUGCUCUGGUGGGGACUUCCUGGUACGGGAACAGAAUAGCAAAGGAAUUCUACGACCCCUUCACCCCUACAAAUUCCAGGUGUGCUGUCAUCAUCAUUUUGACAGGGGACUAAGAAGGCUUUGUUUGUCUUCGGGGAGAAUCCUAACCUAGCUGGGUUUUGCGUAAAAUAUACAAUAUAUUACGAUUGUGUGAAUAUUAUAGUUACGCAAUAUUUCAAGUUUGCAGUUGUGCCUCUAUACAUAACUUACCAUCAUCUAUGUUUAGUUCUUGAUUGAUAUUGUUAUUGAAAUGUCUAUCUGCAGGUAUGAGUUUGGCAAGGCCCUGUUCGUAGGAUGGGGCUCUGCCUGCCUCACCAUCAUAGGUGGAGCCUUCCUCUGUUGCAACUGCACCAGUAAAGGUUCAGGGAAGUCGUCCCGCUACCCCACGAACCACUCCGCUGCCCCGCCUGGCAGAGACUACGUCUAG
Coregonus sp. 'balchen' is the source of this 2226-nucleotide messenger RNA. The record is from the annotation of a GenBank genome assembly. Lineage: Eukaryota; Metazoa; Chordata; Actinopteri; Salmoniformes; Salmonidae.